AUGUCUGCCACCAUGUCAGUCCAGAGACUCACGCAAAGAUGUCUCGACAAGUUUCAGAAGGCAAUUGUCAGAAAAGGCAAUACGCAGAAUCAGCGUCUCUUGGGGGAAAGGCUCGCUGGCUUCAACCUGUGGGCAGAUAACAUCAGAGACAUCACCAAGCCUGGUGCAUCUCUGGACUCUGGCGUUCAAUCUCGACCUGAUGAGCUCAAGUUAGCGAAGAACAUCUUGAAAAUUCUUGAUAGUUCCAUAGACAGGCACGUGGACGCCGUCGAUAAAGGUCUUCCCACAGAGGAAGCAUUGGCGAGUAUAGAUUCCGCCAUAGCAAACCUGGCGAAAAUUGGGGUUGCGAUACGCCGCGCGAGUAAAGAAUCGAGAAACGCCGGGGAGCGGCAAGAGACAGACGAAACUUCCAAUUCCGAUACUGAAGACGAGUUUGCGAACAACAGCUACUUUGAAGACAAAAGAUCAGCGGGUUCCUUGAGUCGUCAAAAUGCUCGAGGAGGGUCUUCAAUAUUCAGAUAUAUUCUUGCACAAGACAAAACGAACGAUCCCGAACAAAUUACAAGAGACUUGAACGCAGCCGUGUCACGAGGAGACGGGGAUGCUGUUCGCUCUCUGGUCAAAUCUUGCCGAAAUUUCGAUACUGAUGGCAAAAUAAGAAAAAGAGCAUUCAGAGCUGCUGUUCAGAGGGGGCACAUAGCUAUUGUCGGGCAGCUCCUUGGGAAUGGUGCCGAUGUUGAUUCGUGUGAUGAACAUGGCCAGACAGCACUAUUCUUUGCCAUUGAGCGAAAUGACAAGGCCAUGGUGCAAUAUCUUAUUGAGUCUGGUAUUGAUGUACACAUCAAAGACUACGAAGACCUGACCGCCCUACAUAUCGCCGUUCGGAAGGGUGAUAAAAGGAUCAUCAGCACCCUCUUCACUACGAGUGUUUACCAAAGAUUCACAGAUGAUCAGUUCCAAAAGGCGAUUUCAUGGGCUGAAAAGCAGGGGCAUCUAUCUGCCGCCAAACUGCUAAGAUAUGAGUCGAUCCUAAGUCAUGCGCAGCGCACUUUCGAUAUCAAAGAUCGUACUGCAGCGUCAAAAAGCGUCAUUCAAGGUAAUGACUGGUAUGCUCUUCUCGAUCCUCUGUUGGUGCCUUUACAUUUCGAUCUUGUGGGCACUUUUCCGCAUGAUAAAAAGAUUGGCAAGAUCGCUUUCAGCCGUGACGGAAAGUAUAUUGCAACCAGUGACAAGAACAGAACUGUGCAGAUAUUCGACGUUAAAACGAGACGAAAUGUGUUUCGAAGGGACUUGAAGCCGAGUAGAGGCGACCCACCUCCUGUUUGUUUCAGCUCUGAUGGACGAUAUUUACUCUUCGGAUCCCUUAAAUACAUAGAGGUAAGUAAGCCAUCAGCCGAAUCCCAAAUCCAAACGCUAAGGCAAACAUCAAAAUUUAGGAAUAUGAUAUGGAAAGGGAGUCCACAGGAUGCCACGGUUGUGAUCCUUCCUUUAUUGUCUCUGCACUUGAUGUCUCAAAAGAUGGCUGUUGCACAGCAUCCGGCGGUAGCGAUGGUACUGUUCGCGUUUGCCCAGAGGACGGAGAAAGUAGUACCUUUUCCACGAGAGCAGGAUGUAUAUCCAGGGUUGAGAUGUCUCCAGAUUGUCGGUUCGUCGCUGCAUGUGGCAAUGAUGGUUAUGCCUAUGUCUGGAACUUGA
Trichoderma aggressivum f. europaeum is the source of this 1695-nucleotide messenger RNA. RefSeq lists its product as uncharacterized. Lineage: Eukaryota; Fungi; Ascomycota; Sordariomycetes; Hypocreales; Hypocreaceae. The record is from RefSeq and is a predicted model, not a curated record. Gene Ontology annotation, molecular function: protein binding. The transcript has a single exon. The coding region runs from base 1 to 1695 and encodes 564 amino acids. Gene Ontology annotation, biological process: protein localization to ciliary inversin compartment. Gene Ontology annotation, cellular component: ciliary inversin compartment.